CCAGAGGGACAGGGGAAGAAGGGACCUAUCACACAACACAUCGCUGCUCUCUGACGUGAAACUUGCACGUGGCCUUGGACUUGAUGACUUGUUGGGAGAGUUAGCCGGCAGCACCUGAGCUGUGUCAGACAGAAGCAGAAGAGCUACCUGCUGCCUGUAACGCUUCGUGAUAGCGGUGAGGAUAAAAGAAGAAGGCUGGGCAAAGAUCAAAACUUGACCUUAUCCGUCUCCUCUUGGGCUUUUGUUCACUCUGCAUCCCCCGCGGGGUGCAUGGUGGUGCGGACAGACUGAUUUGACAGAUUUGAUUGAACCACUGAUCUGCAUCUUCUGAUGAAAGCCCAACUUCUGUGGAUCUUGCAGCUUUUCCAGCAACCGCACAACUUUGCUGCAGUCUGGAUCCACUGCUCAGUCUGAGAAACAGCAGGAGAGAGCUGGGGGGAAAAAGAGAAUAUUGCCAUCCAUCUCUAACCCCCACAGCCCACCCUCAGCUUCGGACGCCCCUCCUCUCUGCCUCUUCUUUUGCCCCCUGUACCCCCCUCCCUCCCUCUACACCUCACUCCCCAACAGAGCAGAAAGCGUGAAAAAUCUCACUAAUGGGUUUAUUUGCUGUCAGAUCUGCGCCGAUCUGUCAUUCCCUUGGACCAUUCUGCUUGACACAUUUCAUAGUUGAGUAAGCCUCCUAGCUUUCAGGCUAGAGUUAACAGUGCCCCUGCAACGUCGUGCUGUUUGAGAGCUCAUCAAGAGGGGAGCAACGGCGGCAGCAGUCAGUCUGACAGUCUCUUGGACAGGGAGUCCCUGAAGCUGCAUUACUCCACUCUCCUUCCCCCCGUUGGGACUUUGUGUUUGUGAGCCUUGUGGGCAUCCUCAGCUUCUGUCUAAUCACACGGCUGAGUCCUCCACAGAAGAUCCAGGCUGUUUCUGCAGGGAUUCUGGUGCUGAUUGAUAAAGAGUGUGAAGAUGUGGUGUGGGGCUGGGCCUCUGGCCGUGAUGGCCGCAGUGUUUUGGACUCAGUGUGUCCUUCUGCAUGGGGUGGAUGCCAAGAAGGAGAGAAAAAGGCCAAAGGAGGCCACCCCACAACACACAGAGACCAUCAAUGCUACCAUUUCCAACAGUGAAGAGGUCGGUGGAAGCAUCAAGAUUUCUGACAACCAGCGAGUGGAUCCACUGGGAUCGUGGAUGGACUUUGUCAAAAGACCUGUUGGCAACUUCCCUGGAAAGUGUCGCAAACGCAAACGACCCCUGCCGGGCCCACCUGGUCCUCCAGGUCCUCCUGGCCCUCAGGGACCUCCUGGCUCUCCUGGAGCUGAAGUGACCCAGGAGGUUCUUCUCCAGGAGUUCAAAGACAUGAUUAAAGAGGCUACAGAGAGGAGAGCAGCAGCAUUGGACAGACAAACCAGCCCCAGCCAGCUACCUACGGCCAUCCUCACCUUGGAGGGGAUGAGCUCCUACCGGCGAAUAGAGGAAGCUUUCCACUGCAAGCUCAAGGGACCUGUGGUGGUCGACAAGAAGACUCUGGUGGAGCUCCAGAACUUUCAGACACCACCGGCUAAAGGAGCCUUCCUCAGAGGGUCGGGAAUGGACCAGUCCACCGGGAGAUUCACCGCUCCCAUCACUGGGAUCUACCAGUUCUCUGCUAAUGUCCACAUUGACCACAAUGAAGUGAAGAGGAGCAAGAGUCAGCUCAAGGCCAGGGAUAAUGUUCGGGUGCUGAUCUGCAUUGAAUCUCUCUGCCACAGAUACACCUCACUGGAGAUGAUCGUUGGACUAGAAAGUAACAGCAAAAUAUUCACUGUCAGCGUGCAGGGGCUGCUGGAGCUACAGGCCGGGCAGUACACCUCCAUAUUUGUGGACAACGCAGCCGGUGCUUCCAUCACAAUACAGAACGGUUCAGACUUCAUGGGCAUGCUGCUUGGUGUAUAGCCCCGUAAACAUGAACAGGGCCUCAUCCAAGCCAUCCACUGCUGCCGUUUUCUUUUCUGUGUUUUUUUAAUUUGUUUUUCAAUGGACUGCUUAUGAGCACCAUCACACAGUACCAAACCACAGGGGAGGUUUGAAGGAAGGAAGUGAGGCUGACAUGGACUUGAUUGCUUGUCAGAUGGUGAAAGGACAGCGUGAAGAACUCGAGGACUGAGUUUGUUUUUCACAGUGCACCACUGCCACUUCCCUGAGGAACUUGGAUCCCUGUUGCUUCACCAAUAAAAUAACCUGAAAAUAAAGCCGUGAAUAAGUCUGCUACAGUAUAUUUUUCGUGGUUGUUGAAGACCUUUUUGCGGUAAACCAACUAUCACUGUUUUUAACGUUCAACGGAUAGAUGUUGGAAGAGCUAGGGGAACACGAGAAAGUACGUUUGUGUGUAAUGUAUACUGACAUGUUAAUGUUUUUGUGUCUACAUGAUCUAUGUACACAUUCAUGAACUAUAGUUCUUUUUUUUAUCAUGGAUUAAAUCUCACAUUUAUAUAUGUUAUAUGGUACAUAGCCUGUGAGUACACUGGACAAUGGAAACAUGCUUAAUAGACAGAAUACAGCCUCACAACAUCUUGUCCCACAUAUGUAAUACAUUUGUAACGUAUCUAUUACUGCAUUUUUAGCUAUGCUAGCGCCGUGGUAAUGGUUUUGGUUCAGACAAAAAUAUCUCGACAUCUAUUUGAUUGAUUGCCAUGAUAUUUCGCACAGACAUUUACGCUCCCAAGAGGAUGAAACAUACUGACUUUGGUGGUCCGAGUGAAAUAUAUCGCAACAACCGUCGUAUGGAUUGCCAUGAAAUUUGGUACAGACGUUCAUGUCCCCCUCAGGAAGAAUUGUAACCAAUGUUAGCAUGCUAAUACACUAAACUAAGAUGGUAAACAUUGUACCUGCUCAAGUCAGAACAAUUGUGAACGGCGUAUUCACAUUACAAUGGAAAAACAAGGGUCUUUUGUCUGGUCUUGGCAUGCCAUCUCUUUUCUUGUACACUUUUGAAAAAGAUACUUCCGUCUUUCAGUCCAAGUAGUGGUCGGCAGCGAUUGGCUGUUCCCACAAAGGUCAGUGCAGCUCAGGUCAAAGUUGACCAAAUUUGAACUUUGCGCAUUCCUGGUCCGCUCUGCGCAGCACGGACAUCCUCAGAGAGCUGUGACAACACACCACAUGGCCUAUAACGGAGGAGACGCAUGCAAAAGCCGUUUUUUUCAACGAUAAUGUGAAUACGCCUUUGGUUUUGUUUAAAUGAGUCACACAGAUCGAGCUACACCUUUUGACUAAGAGAGCUGUAAGAGAACAUUUCUUUAACCUUAAGAUUAUAUUUGCAGUCCAUUUUUUGUGUUACCAUUUAUCAUCUGUUUAUUUUUUACUGUAUUUUAUUCAUUUCUUGACAUACAGAUGUUUGUAAUUUAUAAUAACUAAUACACAAGUAACAUUGAAAGCAUUGAAAUUUGAUAUGGUAUUUAUGUUUGAGGAACUGUAUGAAUCACUUGUUGAUUGACACUCGUGGGCUCCCAAAACCACAGAUUAUUGCAAGAAUAAAAUUAUAUCUUUUUGCUAUUUUUUUAUUACCCAUACUAUGCUGUAAUAUGAAAUUAAACUUUUUAAAAUGUU
Molecule: messenger RNA, 3570 nt
Organism: Cottoperca gobio
Lineage: Eukaryota; Metazoa; Chordata; Actinopteri; Perciformes; Bovichtidae
Gene: c1qtnf12
Product: C1q and TNF related 12
Exons: 8
Coding region: 958-1920 (320 amino acids)
Molecular function (GO): hormone activity
Source: RefSeq, a predicted model, not a curated record